GUUUGACACCUCCCUCCUCCUCUCCCCCCAUACGCUCACUCUGUUCCUGCAGCCUUCAGCUUCGUCCCUAUCCGGUUCAUUUCCAGAAAACGAUCUAAGUAUCACUUCCGAGAGAGUUCUUCUCAGCUGAAAAUUUUCGAACUGUUGUGGUGCCCCUCAUCCGCGUUUCCCUCCCGACCUCCCUCAAACCAGCUUGAAUCUCGACCGAUCGAAGCUCCCUCCGCCUUUCGGCCUUGCCACUGGCAGGCGGCCUUCCCAUCUUGGCUCGUUCGGCCUUUCAACAAACCUGUCGCAAUUCUUCCCAAAUCCUCCCUAAACCUCAGCAGACACACCUGAAUCACUCAACGUUGUGCUUGACCCUUAUCCUCUCGUACUCCACUACCGCUUUCCAUCAUCAACCCCGUCGGCAACCAAUGAGAUCGUCGUAAACCGAAUCCCCCCUCCCCGGAUAGCAUCACACACUCUCCACCUAGCCAUCCUCAUGGCACGACGUUACCACAUCGAUGAGCUGCUAUGGCUGCGCGGAUCGCCCCUGGUUGUUCGACCUCCUACUCUGCCGCCAGUAGACGAAUGGAUGGGCCCCAUCCCCGACCCUACCACACAACGCAAAACAUCGAAUUCUCGAGAAACUACCAAUCCCAAUGAAACUACACCCAGACGGCCGAGCCUCUUCGAUACCCGUCACAUCUCCCGAAACUCGAAUUCAGAGGAUAUCAUUCUCGGGCCUCCCAAGACCGCAUUCGCUUCUGCCUCUCGCAUCGCUGGCAAGGGUUCCAUAGACUCAACGGAAAGGUCGUCCAGGCCGCACGAUUCCGAGGACCUGAAAGCCGACCGGUUUGCCUUCCGGGAUAAGUUCUUCAAGGAACGAGAUCCCAACGACCGGGAUUUCGACCGACGCGAUGGGAAGAUGGGUGCCUUCAAUGCUCGGCGCGGGGACAAGGAAGACUGGACCAAUGGACGUCCUCGUCGCACGUUCGGGCAGGAUGAACAGGACCGCAAGCCCAGACGGAAUGGAGAGUUUGACAGAUGGGAUAACCGCGAUCCACGCGAGUCGACCCACGAUAGAACUGUGAGAGACAGCAAGGAUACCCGCUUUGCCCCUCGCAAAGAUGGAACUCCGGGGCGCGCCAGACAUGAAGGAAGCUGGUUUCGAGAUGAUAAUGCUCCCCACGAUACCACCGACAUGGAGGAAGACAAGACUCCAAUCCGCAACCGAGAAUGGCGUCGCGAUCGACAUGGCGCUGAUCGCGACUGGACCCGCGGGGCCAAAUUUGAACAGGAGCCUGAGUGGCUGGAUACCAAUGACAAGGAUGAGUCUCGAAGAGUACAUACACAAGAGGAUUUCGAGCGUUGGAAGGAGAGAAUGAAAGCCGGAUCUCAGCCGCAUGCAACGGAAAAGGACGAGAUUCCUGCCGAAACAAAUAUUGCACCUUUACAGCAGGUGGAUCAUAGACCCACCGACGGGGAGAUUUUCAGCACUAACGGCACUCCCUUCCAGCAGGACUCAACUAUGGAACGCUUCUUCGGCUUGCUGAGCGAGUCUAAGCCUGCACCUGCACCUGCACCUGCACCUGCACCUGCGCCGGAAGUUAGCGCUCCCCCCGUGCAGGUGGAGGCGACUCCAAAGAAGGAGGCCCAAGCUUCUAAAGCUAUGAAGUCGUCCCGCUUUGCUGGGCUUUUCAGUCCUCCGCCAGGAAGCCCUGCGAGAGACUCGGAACCUCAGCCUGAUACCAGAUCUCCAGCUCUGACACCUGCUGGAUCCACCGACGCCGAUCAAGAAGGGUUCCAACGUAUUUUGCUUAUGCUUGGGGGCGGGAAAUCCCGCAAUGGGACACCCCACAAUGAGACUAUUCCUGCUAACCGACCUCCAUCUUUGGUGCAGGCGGAACAAGUCCAGAGUGCUGUUUCUUCACCUUCUCGAGAACAUAUCAAGCGGCAAGAAUACCUGGCUAUGCUGGAGACACCAUCUCGAGCGGCUGGACCUCCCUUCAAGGAGAAUCCAUACCCUCAGGAAACACAGGCUCGUGAUAGAGAGUACCUUCUUCGACUGAUGCAGCAAUCCACUGGUGCUACUUCAAGCGGUCCUGCUCCUGGUGGUCAGAAUCAGCCUCACAGUGCUGGGCCAGUGCCCCCAAUGAUGAACCUGCCGGAUGUGCUGUCUCCUCCCCCCGGUAUUCCUCCUGUUCAAAAAGGCCCCAACUUCCUUGAUGAUCCAGCAAUUGCAAAUAUUCAAAGACCCGAUGCCGAACACCUUCGGAGACGGCCAGUGAACGGGCCCCCGAUGGGAUACUUUGACGAUAUCCCUUUCCCUCCCGGUGGUCAGGUUCCUAUCACUCCUGGUGGAGCCAGAGCUCCUCACGGUCAAGGACAUCCUCCUAUGGGAAUGCAGAGACCGCCAGGUUUCGAGCAUCUGCCGCCCCCUGGAUGGGCAGGUCCCCAGCUGCCUCCGCAGCCUGCUGGUGGACCGGCGCCUUUGGCUCCUCCUCCAGGGAUCCCAACUCCUACACGAGGUGUUAACCCAAGUUAUAUGGCAAACAUGAUGCCGAUGCAUGGAAAUGCUCCUCCGCUUAAUGAGCGUGAGCCUUUCCCGCGUGCUAAUGGCGGUGGAUCGGCUGGCUUCCCCCCGCCUCCUGGGAUGAUGCCUCCUCCCGGCUACAUGAAUGGACCCCCACCAUCUUUUCCGCCCAUGCCACACAGCGGCGACGUUAUGAUGGGGCUUGGACCUCGUGGACAAGUUCCUUUUGAAGGAGGACCCCCGCCGCAAGGGCCUCCACCUUCGUCUCGGCAUCUGUUGGAGAUGUUCGGUCAAGUUGGCGGUGACGCCAGAGGUGGCAUGAUUGGUCCUGGACAGUUCAGAUAAGCGAAAGAGUAUGUGGGUUCGCGGUGUGCUCGAUUGCCCGUCCUACCCUUGCUGACAGGAUAAUGGCUCUGUGACGAGUAUCGAGAGGUUGUAUCACCACUGACUUCUCUCCACUACGGACCAACCCCUUAAAGAAAUGAGAAAAUUGAGAGUAAUAAGCGGACAGGAGGUCGUUCGUCUAUUUGAUAGAUGAUCUCUUGCGCAACAGCAACCAGCCUGGGUUUCUAGAUGGCUUGGUGGCACCAAUGAAGGUCUAUUGCU
Aspergillus saccharolyticus JOP 1030-1 is the source of this 3121-nucleotide messenger RNA. RefSeq lists its product as uncharacterized. The transcript is spliced from 3 exons. Bases 482 to 2860 code for a protein of 792 amino acids. The record is from RefSeq and is a predicted model, not a curated record. NCBI's taxonomy places the organism in Eukaryota, Fungi, Ascomycota, Eurotiomycetes, Eurotiales, Aspergillaceae.